AUGGCUGAACCACCACCUCCAGCUGCACCGCCUCCACCUCCUCCGCCACCACCACCGCCUCCGCCACCACCACCCCCUCCACCACCUCCGGCACCCCCCUUUGCGGGAGGAAGGGCACUUAGCCGGGCGGCCAGAUCAGGAUCCAGAAUGAGGAACUUUAACUGGGAGGCUAUACCUCAGGACACGGUGCUGGGAAAACACAACAUCUGGACGACGGAGAAGAAAAGGGAGUACGAGCUCGACACCCGGCACAUGGAGGAGCUGUUCAGUCGCAGUGAUGAAGUCGACAACCAGGUCAAGGCCUCCAAACGGAUGAGUUUAAGAGGCAUGCCAGCCAAUGCCCUAGUUCCAGAAAUGGUGUCCAUUCUCAGCGCCAAGAAGAACAUGAACAUUGGCAUUUUCCUCAAACAGUUCAGGAGGUCAGUAAAGGAAAUCAUUGAGGACAUCUAUCAAGGCAGGAGUAAAGGAUUUGGGGUUGGAAAACUGCAGGAGCUUUUAAAACUGCUGCCCGAGUCUGGAGAGGUGAAGAAGCUUCUUGCUUUUAAAGGAAACCCUUCGACUCUUUCUGAAGCUGAUCAGUUCAUGGUAGAACUUGUAAAAGUUCCUUGCUAUGAGGAGCGCUUGAAGUGUUUAGUACUUAAAGAGGAAUUUGCUCCAUUCAUGGAUGAGGUGACUCACUCCAUAGCCACUAUGACAUCAGCUGGGAAAGAGCUGUUGGACUGUGUGGAUCUUCAUUCUGUCAUCCAGCUGGUACUGAAGACGGGGAACUACAUGAAUUCUGGUGGUUACGCUGGCAGCGCAGUGGGUUUCCGCAUGACGUCUCUUCUUAAACUAGCCGACACAAAAGCCAACAAGCCAGGAAUGAACCUCAUGCACUAUGUCGUGAUGCAAGCUCAGAAGAGUGACGCUGACCUGCUACAGUUUACUGAACAACUCACACACAUUGGAGCUGCAGCAAGGAUCCACAAACAGGAAAUUGAAUCAGAGUUUCAGAAAAAAGUGACUGAAGUCCAGGAGAUGAGAAAAGCCGCUGAUAAACAGGCCGACCUGGCAGAUCAGAUGGAAGAGUUUUUUCAGUAUGCUGAAUCCAGCAUUGCUGAAACCCAGGCUUCGUUCCAGAUGCUGAACGCAGUCACUGUGUCAGUGGCGGAGUUUUACUGUGAGGAUCCGAGUGAGUUCAGACUGGAGGAUUGCUGCUCUAUAUUCCACUCCUUCUGUGAAAGAUUCACUCGAGCUCUUAAGGAGAACGUGGAUCGAGAGAUGGCCGAGGCUAAACGAAAGCAGCAGGAGCGUCUACAAUCUGCUGCCAAACGACGAUCCACGGCUACGUGCUCCAUGCGGGACAGGGAGAUAGACGGCGUCGCGUUAGAGUCGGUUCUUCAGCGCUUCCUAAUCCCUCCUGAAUCUCGAAGGAGAGCCAGAACACCCUCACCAACUGGAAUGAACCCUCCAGAAAUAAUAGGUAAAGGUAACCGCUCUAAUAAAGACUCUAAAAAGCCCAGCUUGACCCUGAACUUGCCCCAGUCCUCAAUGGAAAAGGAGAACGUGAACGAAAAAAAGACACCGAAGAAAAAACUGAGCCCGUUGUGGAAGAAGCUUGGGAACCGAAUUUCUGUCACGAUUGAGGAUGAUGAAGGUCAGACAGAGGAAGAGGUUAAAAAACUUCGGGAAGUGUCGCAGAAAGUGUUGCGUUAUCAGUCCAGUCGAGGGAGCGUAACGUCCGGGGAGUUUCUCUCACCAGCGGCGUCUCCACUUCGCCGAAGUUUUCAAGAGGAAGGUGAAACACCGUCAACGGUUCCAAAUGGUAAGGACAGCAACCCUACUGAACCACUCAAAAGUCCAGUUUUUUUUAUUCCAAAUAGCCCAGGAAGUAUCGGCCGCCGUCAUACCAUUGUACUUCCCACAAAGCCUUUGAGCAGGACUAACAGUGAUGAGGACCAGUUUAACCCCAGUGACCCUGUGAUCGCAAGUCCUAAAAAAAAGGUCAUUGCUAUUAAACAUGUUGGAAAGCUGCAAUCAGUGGACAGCUACUUUCCGCUCAUGAACGGUACAAGUACAUCAGAGACGGCUACUGACACGUCCACAGAAAUGUCAGCUGACCCUGAAAACACUAAUGACACAGAGGACAGCUUGUCCAGUUUGAAGCAGAGUCAACCAAUCAAAGAACAAACCGCCAAGACCAAAAAAACCUCUCGAUUUAUGUCUUUUUUUAAGCGCUUGAGUGAGAAAAACAAAGCAAACAGCACAGAAACUGAAUCGAGCAGUGUGGAUCCGUAAUGUGGGUCAGCUAUUAGGAAAAUAUUUCAGUAUUUAAGUAUUCAGUACUGGUUUGAUAUUAUACAUGUGAUGCCUCACUAUGCUUAGAAACAAUAAUAAGCGGGUUUUACAGAUAUAUGGAAGCAGUAUGAAUGAUACAGGAUGUAGUAACUCAUACAAAUGUAUGCACCUACUGGAAAGUUAAAUAUCACUAGGAUUGAGUAAUCCAGCAUGGUGUAUUGAUACUGAGUCCUCAGGACCCUUGGAGCAGAGUGACACCAACUCUACCAGCUAUGCCACUGCAAAAAGUUUACAACUUAUUUAUGUGUUUGAAAAUUAAUAAAACUGUAUUUACAGUGUAUUGUACAGCACAGACACAACGAAGAUGAGUUUACAUGUUUUUACUAGUUACAUAACUUUAAAAGUAAUAUUUCUUUUUUUUUAUAUAUAUAUAUAUAAAUGUCUGGUUGCACCAUAAAAACACUUUGAGUUUAUUGUAUAAAUCCUGUCAUUGUAAGAAAACUCACCACUCCCUAGAGAAUGUAAUACAGUAGAAAGCAGAAAUAAUGGUUUUGUCUUGUCC
Trichomycterus rosablanca is the source of this 2839-nucleotide messenger RNA. RefSeq names its product FH2 domain containing 4 (gene fhdc4). Lineage: Eukaryota; Metazoa; Chordata; Actinopteri; Siluriformes; Trichomycteridae. The transcript is spliced from 11 exons. The coding region runs from base 1 to 2277 and encodes 758 amino acids. The record is from RefSeq and is a predicted model, not a curated record.